Acinonyx jubatus (cheetah) is the source of this 3608-nucleotide messenger RNA. It is a transcript of the gene CAB39, whose product is annotated as calcium binding protein 39. Gene Ontology annotation, molecular function: protein serine/threonine kinase activator activity. The coding region runs from base 108 to 1214 and encodes 368 amino acids. The transcript is spliced from 9 exons. The record is from RefSeq and is a predicted model, not a curated record. Gene Ontology annotation, biological process: intracellular signal transduction. Lineage: Eukaryota; Metazoa; Chordata; Mammalia; Carnivora; Felidae.
AGGACAAAGAUAAAAAGGCAUAGUCUAGAAGUAGUGGAUAAUUCAGUUGCCUAUGACCAUGUUGGGGAGUUAAGGGUAGGCUAAAGAGGUAUUUGGGGGCCAGAUCCAUGAAUACUGUAGAGGAGCUGUUUGAACGGCAUUCUAAGGUGAAGCAGGCAGAGCGCAGCGAGGCAUCUGUCGCUGCCGCCAUGCCGUUCCCAUUUGGGAAGUCUCACAAAUCCCCAGCAGACAUUGUGAAGAACCUGAAGGAGAGCAUGGCUGUUCUGGAAAAGCAAGACAUUUCUGACAAAAAAGCAGAAAAGGCUACAGAAGAAGUUUCCAAAAAUCUGGUUGCCAUGAAAGAAAUUCUGUAUGGCACGAAUGAGAAAGAGCCACAAACAGAGGCGGUGGCGCAGCUCGCUCAAGAACUCUACAACAGCGGGCUCCUGAGCACCCUGGUAGCAGAUUUACAGCUCAUUGACUUUGAGGGCAAAAAAGACGUGGCUCAAAUUUUCAACAAUAUUCUCAGAAGACAAAUUGGUACAAGAACUCCUACUGUUGAAUACAUCUGCACUCAACAGAAUAUUUUGUUCAUGUUAUUGAAAGGGUAUGAAUCUCCAGAAAUAGCUCUCAAUUGUGGGAUAAUGUUAAGAGAAUGCAUCAGACAUGAACCACUUGCAAAAAUCAUUUUGUGGUCAGAACAAUUCUAUGACUUCUUCAGAUAUGUCGAAAUGUCAACGUUUGACAUAGCUUCAGAUGCAUUUGCCACAUUCAAGGAUUUACUCACAAGACAUAAAUUGCUCAGUGCAGAAUUUUUGGAACAGCAUUAUGAUAAAUUCUUCAGUGAAUAUGAGAAGUUACUUCAUUCAGAAAACUAUGUGACAAAAAGACAGUCACUCAAGCUUCUCGGUGAACUACUGUUAGACAGACACAACUUCACAAUUAUGACAAAAUACAUCAGUAAACCAGAGAACCUCAAGUUGAUGAUGAAUCUCCUCCGAGACAAGAGUCGUAACAUCCAGUUUGAGGCCUUCCACGUGUUUAAGGUGUUCGUAGCCAAUCCUAACAAGACGCAGCCCAUCCUAGACAUCCUCCUCAAGAACCAGACCAAACUCAUAGAGUUCCUCAGCAAGUUUCAGAAUGACAGGACCGAGGACGAACAAUUUAACGAUGAGAAGACCUAUUUAGUUAAACAGAUCAGGGAUUUGAAGAGACCAGCUCAGCAAGAAGCCUAAUUUCCAAUCAACACCUAAAAUAGUAAAUCCAGAUUCAGCGUUUGCUGUUAGCUAUUCAGCAUCAGGCACUCUUCUCGGUUCAUGAGGAACAUUACUGCUAACCUGCUGUUAAGUGAACGGUUUUUCAUUUUAUCUUUUUUGUUUUUUUUUUUAGUCCAAGUUGGAGAACGUAGCUGCUGCUUUCUUGCCCACUAGAGCACACGUGGACUUUUUCUUGAUCUGUGUGUUGCUUCAGAAUUCGAGGACUCUGUUUGCUGUGGGAGUUCUGAACGUGGCUGGCUAGGCUCCUGCAGGCAGAUGUGUAGAUGACGGUGUGGUUUAGGGAAGAAGGGGGUUGGUGUUUUCAGAUUCAACCUGCGUGCUUGCUUUGAUCUCUGUUAAAGAUCUGAGCGUGGGUUCGUGGUGAGGUUGUACGCCUUCGCUGAAGGAAGAUCGAGCAGAGCUGUAUUUGAGAUCAGAGGGGAGCUGUAUCCAAGGUAGGAGCUUUUGGGGUGGAUAAAGUUGGCGUGCGAAUAUGAAUCGAUAGCAACUUUUCAAAGGCGUGAAGCUUCAUAAGGUCAUGAGGAAAAUGUAUAUAUGCUUUUCACAGCUUUCUAGAAUUUUUUGACAUUUGAUUUUCUUGAGACUUGUAAACCUGGAUAUGUUGAAGGGUAUUUGUUAAUUUUACUUUUUGGAAGGUAUUUUAAACCAGUAGAGCUAACAGUGACACCUUGCGUUUCAUUUCGACAAUGCUUACAGGUUUCUUUUGUAUAUAAUUCUUAGAAUGCUCCUUUCUUUUAAAUGAUUUAAUUUGUACAGCAGAGGAAUGUUACUGUAUUAGUAUGUAACUAUUACCUAAUAUUGAGUUUUUGCAAAAAAAAAAAAAAUGAAUGCUCAUAUGUAAUUGAAAGACUUCCGAUCACAUGAAAAUGCUGAUUUAACUUUUAAGUAUCACAGCAUUAAAAGACAAAAUGGAAACCAAUCCUUUGUAUUCAGCUGUCUACUGGGGUGCCGUUCGGUAGGCCUGGCACUCAGCCAGCCACGCUUCCCUGCGCAGUAUCGGCCUUAUUCAUUUCAAUGAGUCAUGAGCUCGCCAGACAUGAAUGAUGCUGAUUAUGCUAAGUUCAUGCUGAUUCUUCGGGGGGGGGGGGGGGGGGGAACCUCUGUAGAGCACCUUUUCUUUCUUAGAGUAAGUAAUCCAGUACAAUAGUUGUGAAACUGAAUAAUUAAAACUGGCUUCUCUUAGGAAAAGAAGAGCCCCUAGUCAUAGGUGUCCUAUGGGGAAACUUAUUUUUUUUUAAUGUCCUGUUCCUUAAUGCUGCAAAUUAUCAGUAUUUAUAAAGUAACUGAUUUGCACCACUUUUUGUUACUGUGACCACGGCAGAACGUCUCCUAGAACAUAUCUAUGUCAAGUUCUUAGAAUGGUAUCUGUUCAUCUUAGUGAUACAAAGAUCACAACUAACAACUUAACAAAUCAGAGUUUGCCAGUUUGAAUUCAGCAUGGCUGUAGCUGAUUAAGAAAUUUAUAUAAUUACUCUUUGCUAGCCUCUCUUACUAAUUGAAUUACUAUUCAGCCAGCAACAUGAGACUCCCAAUUGAUGUUUUAAGCAUCGGCAGGUUUUCAGACCUCCUGGGAAUACCAGCGAGGAAAAUAGCUCCAGAAGAUAUAAAUGUGUUUUAUCCUAUCUCAGUCAGAAGGCAGUCUGCAUUAUAAUUGCUUUUCCUGAGGCUGUCUUUUCCAAAAUCUGUGUAAAAUAAGUCACGUUUUUCUACUGGAAGUCGGGAAAGCGAUCCAAACUCCCGGAAAUGAAAAAUACCCAAGAUACUUAGGAAGGGAACGGGGGACUCGACCGUGAGGAAACGUUCUGGGUCUCGCGGUCCAGUGCUUGGUGUCUGGAUUUGGUGCGAAAACAUCAGUUACACCAAGUGGAAGGAAAGUUUCCCCGCCAAACUGGCUCUUAGAACUUGAAACAACAAAACAGCUUCCACUUGGGCGGUGGCACCUGCACUUGUGUGUGGGAGACAGCGAGGGUGCAGCACGUCACAGAGAUCAGCGAUGUGCCACCAUUGCAUUGGGAGCCGGGGAUAGUUAAGGCUCGUUUUGUUUUUGUUUUCUAACAAAAAUGUGAAAACAUUCAAAGGUGAAAAGUUACGAUCAUUUAAUAUAUUCAUAUCACCAAAACUAUUAUACUGGAAGUGGUUUCUUUUUGUGUUACAAAGGUUUAAUUUUACAUGAGUCAGGUACAGUUACUCAAUGUGAUUUUUAACCCUUAAAAAAAAAAAAAAGGUGGAGAUGUAUACAGUUGUUAACAGUGCCCUGAAAGCAUUUCCUUUCUCCUGAGGAAACGUAAAUUUCUUAUCAGAAUAUCUGGCUGGCCCUGUAAUUUAAAUUAAAAAUAAAAUUUUGGAGAAACA